CCUCUUUGACACUCUUAUGCCUCGACCAUCACUAUGCUCUUCAUCUCCAGCUGUUCAGGAAUCCGAAAACUAGUUCCCCAUACUCAACCCCCUAGACCUCACAUCCGCACAAUUCGCCGUAUUCUCGUGUCCUUGCUCGGAUUAACAUUCUCGUCGCUUUUCCUAUUAUGGAUAACAGGAUUGAAAGUCCACAUAUAUCCAAAAGGCUUCUUAGAUGUAUUCCGGUAUGGAGACAAGGACAAGAUCAUCACUGGGAGUCCACCAGAUUGGAGUUGGCUCUACGCGCAUGAGGAUGGAUUACCGCAGCAUAAUCUGGAUUUGCCGUUUCCAGAGGGUAGGACAGGGAGGUAUGUCAGGUUCUCGAAUGAGAUCCGGCAGUUGGGAUGGAACAAUGUGUUUAAUGAGGUACUGAUGAACACCCACCUCGCACGCGCCUCUAAUCGCGCAUAUGUUUUUCAAGACUACCACUGGAAAGACUCCUACUACCCUUGGCCGAUCCCACCCAUCACUUUUUCUCCAAGCCGUAGACACCCUCGGACACCGUUAAGCGCGUUGAUUUCUGGUCCAUCCGCUGGGGGUCCUUGGGAACCUGACGAUCCUUCGCCUCGCUCUGUUUCUGUUCGGUAUUGGGAUAUUGUCUGCCCACAGAAAGAACGAAAGUAUAUUUAUACGAACGAGGUUAAACCGCUUAUACCGAAACCUACGAAAGACUCCCUGUCUCGCUCGCGGUACGGUUAUGCUGGUGGGCCCGUGGGGGAGAAUCAACGGCAGAACUGGGAGUCGCCUUGGGGAGAUGAAAUUUUCAAGUAUUGGAAGGACUUGCUUCUAAAUUCACCUGAGAGGUGUGUGGAAAUCCUUCCAGGUGGACUAAAGGAUGGAGAGGGGGAAGAUCCGUACCCGCAGACGUUCGAUGUACGGAUGUGGGCGACACAAAAAGUACUGCCGCUUUGGGAAUCGUUUUCUGUGUCGCCGGUUUCGAAGUUGUUGAAGGCUUCUCCUACCGUCAAAUCCGGUGUGGAUAGGAAUUUACAUCUGUUCCAGGUCAGGGGGUCUUCUUCGGAACCGAUGGUAGGGGAUUCAAAGAGAGUCGAUGAAGACCAAGACCCGUUAUCCUCCGUACUGGCUAUCCAUGUCAGACUUGGAGACUUCUCCGAUGCUUGUACCGACUUGUUGGCGGCGUAUAACUUGACUUUCUACUCGUGGAAUCUUCUUCCUUUCCUAUCACAAGAAGAUGUGUUUAUCCCGCCUCCCGGAGGUGUACCUUCCCCUUCUCCGAACGAGGAAUACGUGUACGGAAAAAACACGCCAGAAAAUGUGUCUGUGUAUCUUGACCGUUGUCAACCUUCGAUAGGGAGGACUGUGGAGAAGGUUCAUAGUGUUCGACAGUCCCUAGAAGCUGAUAACCUACUCCGGCUACACACGGUUUACAUCCUCACCAACUCGUCUCCUUCCCAGCUCCGGCUUUUGAGAAACGAGUUACAGAGAGAAGGCUGGGAAAACAUUGUAACUAGUCGUGAUUUGGUGUUGGACGAUUAUCAGAGGGAUGUUGGACCUGCCGUGGAUGCAGAGAUUGCCCGAAGGGCCCGCGGGUUUAUUGGAAAUGGAUGGUCCUCUAUGACUUCCAAUAUCGUUCACCAGCGUCUAGUUACUGGGCAUGAGCCGAAGAGUAUUAGGUUCUGGUGAUAUGCCCAGGUUGCUUUUAUAUUAGUAAGGACACUCCGCAACGUAGUAAUAAUUCGUGG
Marasmius oreades (fairy-ring Marasmius) is the source of this 1742-nucleotide messenger RNA. RefSeq lists its product as uncharacterized. The transcript is spliced from 3 exons. Bases 34 to 1683 code for a protein of 549 amino acids. Lineage: Eukaryota; Fungi; Basidiomycota; Agaricomycetes; Agaricales; Marasmiaceae. The record is from RefSeq and is a predicted model, not a curated record.